AUGUGUUUGCUGAAAAGUCAAAGGCCAAAAAGGGAUAUUGAUGAGAAGAUCAAUAAAAGGCUAUCAUGGAUGACAGCGGACCAGAAGCAGGAAGUGAAACAAAUGUUUGCCGACGGAAAGCCUCAUUCGGAUAUUCGUGCGAAGAUCUUCGAAUUCUUGAAAGAACUUGAAGGCCCAGCAGGCAUGGCCGCCAGAGAGAAAAUGCAAAAGGAAUGCUAUAAAUGGAUGGAUGACGUUGCCACAGAAGAAGAGAUUGCCGCCCUCCACAAAAUGCAUGAAACCGAUCACGCUGGUUGCAAGAAAAAAGUUCGCGAGUUUAUCGAACGACUGCCAGAAACCGAGAAGAAAGAGGUGCUGAAAAAUCUGCCAUUCUGCGAAAAAGUCUGGUACGGCGACCAUGACCAUCACGGCCACCAUCAUCAUCGCCGUCGCCGUCAUUUGCACGCCAUCGACAAAUUC
Cooperia oncophora is the source of this 459-nucleotide messenger RNA. NCBI's taxonomy places the organism in Eukaryota, Metazoa, Nematoda, Chromadorea, Rhabditida, Trichostrongylidae. The record is from the annotation of a GenBank genome assembly.